Pomacea canaliculata is the source of this 2522-nucleotide messenger RNA. RefSeq lists its product as uncharacterized. The record is from RefSeq and is a predicted model, not a curated record. The transcript has 11 exons. Bases 176 to 2209 code for a protein of 677 amino acids. NCBI's taxonomy places the organism in Eukaryota, Metazoa, Mollusca, Gastropoda, Architaenioglossa, Ampullariidae.
UGAGCAUCCGUCACGAUGUGCAGUUAAAACUUUCUUUCAUUUCCUUAUCGCAUCACAUUUCGAUUCAACGUCUGUUUCGUCGUCUGUUUUAUAAUUAGUUUGUAUUAAUUUCAUCGACUGAAGAUAUUUCAGUGAGUAACACACUUUGGAGGAGAGAGGGAGAGAGCUGCUUGUGAUGGACUGCAGGAUAUGUUUUGUCCUGUCUGCAUUCUGGAUGCUGACACACGGUUUGACUUUACAGCCGUGCCACAACGGUUUUGAUCUGACCCUCGGGAGUGUGAACACCAUCACGUGUUCGGAGGUUAAGGACAAUGCUGUCGUCACUUGGAGAUACAGCAUGGGUAAAGACACCACUGGACAUUUGGCUGGCGAGUGCCGAGGGUUUUCAUCGUCGGGAGACAAUUCUUGCGGGUCGGCACUGUUAAAGCCACAGAUCGUUCCCCACAGGGUGUCUCAAGCCAGCAGCACUUUGAAGAUCAACGCCACUGGAAGCUUGGAGCCUGGCUUUGUUUCCUGCGCAACGCCUGGAGAACUGGUCAAGUGUGACUUCGAUGUUGUUUACCCUGCCGAGGGCGUGAGCUGUGAAGCGCAGUUCGUGGUCGACGUCACAAACUUGUUCCUGAGGGGAGCGUGUAACGUCACGAUGAUGAUGUCUUCAAGACACAAGUAUGACUGCCAGUGGUACAGCCUGAAUAAAGAGUCCUCUUUGAGAAAGCAGUUGAUAAACGUUUCCAUGGUGACGAAGCCACUGGCUGACGGUAGCCGCAAGGUGUCUGGGUCCUGUGCCGUAUCCAUGGCAUUUCCAGCGGAGGCUGGCGUGUACACGUUUGGCGUCGUCAUCACGCCAGGACAAGUCGACACACAGGCUGUCUUCAGGGGCUCGCCCAUAGUUCAGCCCCCCGCCGCACCUCGCAUCACCUGUUCUCCAAAGGGUUACCUGCGGGAGGGACAACCUCUGACCUGCUCCUGUUCCUCGACCUCCCUCGGUCUUCCCAGAGGCGUUUUGAAACUAUCCAAAGUCAGCGGUAACCAUGAAGGUUCGAAGUCUGAUGUUCUUCACACAAGUCGAGAUGAUGGGGCUACUCUGCUGAUGGCGCCUUACAACGUCACCAGCGAGGACCACAUGUUAACCUCCUUCCACUGUGACGUCAUGUGGGCGAACGUCGUACCAGGCGACACCUACACGGUGCAAGUGGGAUUUCCUCCGUCUAAACCGACUUUUAAUGUACAAAGUUCUGGAACAUACUCGGUUAAAGAGUUUGAUACCCUGACUAUCCGUUGCGAGUCUGAGGGCAGACCUUUACCUCAAGUACGUCUGAGAAACGACACAACGGUUCUGACAAACGGCUCACGGUCGGCAGUCCUGACUAUCCCUAGAGUGUCUUGCCAAGACACCGGAACAUAUUACUGCGCAGCUGCAAAUGAAGUGGAGGCUGGUUCCGUCACCUCUGAAGCCUUCUUAGGGGUUUACUGUGCUCCUCGGCUACCUGGCAACACCGACCAUCCCUCUUUAAUCAAGUUUUCAGGGCAGAGGGUGCAGCACACAUUUGACGUCAUCGCUUACCCUCCACCACGCCUCCAUGAUAUAACCGUUCUUGACCUCAAAACCGUGAGGUUCAUCGCAGACAAGACUGGAUCAGACCUGAACGUCACCUGCAGUCAUACGAACAUUCGCCCAUAUCUGUCCUCCUGCACGAUGGACAUCAGCAACAUCAGUCUCCCGCUGAAGGCCUCAGCUAUCUACAAGGUUACCCUAGUGAAUGAGCUUGGCCAUGUCGAGCAUUCAGUGAAUAUUGUAAACGUCAUUGCAGACGAUGAAAGCAGAGACACAACAGAACAUUAUUUGAAAGGACUGGGCGUCGGCAUCGGUGUUACCAUCGCCGUGUGUUUAGCUGUCGUUGCCAUGGUAGCAGCGGUACUCGUCGUCCGUCGUGUGCUGGACCCCUUUACUCAAUGCUGCAGGAUACAGAGAGACAGGGACAUCUUCAGCGGUCCUCGUAGAAACAGAAACACGAGAGCUGAGGCUGACGAGGGUUUCGUCACAAAUUUGAGAUCAAACACUCAGUGUGCAAAGCAAGGGUCUUGCAGUGUGGAGGAUGUGUAUGAAGUGACUGAUGGCUACAACAACUACACCAAUAACUCACUAAACGGUAGGCCGGCCAGGCGAGUUCUGGAUGAUGAUGACGGAGAGUACAUUUCAUGUGCUUAGAACCCAGACUGAGGCUGCCAUCGUUUGUAAUGGGGACAUAGUCGAGGUCAUGAAUCACAAAAAUUCCUGACCUGUUAAAGUAUCAACAAGCAGCUGGCUAGAGACACAUCAACACACUGAAAAAUCUACUCAUGUAGCAUUCCAGGGGUUCGGCAUAAGAAAGAAAUAACGAGAUAACGAGAGGAUAACGAGAAUGAUAAAUAGUUUGUCUCUAGCGGUUAUAUAUAACAGUGUAUAUACAUAUAUAGUGUGUGUGAUAUAAAUGUUCAUAAAGAAGCAAAAUAUAAUGUAAAAAAAUAAAAUGUGAUUGGUU